ACUGCAUGCUCUGCGACGUGACAUUAGUGCCCUUACCUUAGGUAAGUUUUCAAUGAAGACUUGGUUAAUAUAGAUAUGCACUGCGAUGGCACCUCUCUCAUGCCUCAGGACAUACGGGUAUAUCAUAUAUCCUUGACUGCCCCGUCAUGCAAGAUUUCCUACUCUUAAUUACUUACUUAUCACCCUUCUUCUUCCCCAAGUGCCUUUUGCUUUUCAUUCGAUGCUUUUCUCGGGAGGAUACCUCUGAGAUACAGACCUAUCUGAAUACUGUUAACUCGAGCAUUUCUUCUUAUGUCAUGAUGUUUCUGCAGGCAAUACUUGAUCCGUAAAUGUUUGAUCCUGUUGAGAAAUGAAAGUGUUGGCGAGGCCUUUUAUAAUUUGCCAUGAUAUCGGAUGGGGUUUACUGGUGACGGUCGGCUACGGUAUGGAAAAUGUUAUGAUUUCCUUUAGAGUUAUGUUUUCGACGCUCUGAUGCGGUGAUGCUGUUGUGAGGCUCUGCGGGGUAUGUUAAACACGUAUACGUUACGGCACCUGGGGUUAAGAUAGAUAUAUGACUUGUGAAAUCCACCUCUUAUCUAUUACCUAUCAGCUACCUGGUUUUCAUAAAUGAAGACCUGCUCUCGAAGCGAAAUAGUCGAAACAAUAGUUUAUGUUAAAUAAUGCACGUCGAGAAGAAUGUAAAAUAAG
Molecule: messenger RNA, 687 nt
Organism: Daldinia caldariorum
Lineage: Eukaryota; Fungi; Ascomycota; Sordariomycetes; Xylariales; Hypoxylaceae
Exons: 3
Coding region: 147-329 (60 amino acids)
Source: RefSeq, a predicted model, not a curated record